GGCGGCCCUGCUGACCGGCCGCUUCCAGAUGCGCUCUGGGGUCUACCCCGGUGUGUUCGACCCAGGCUCACGGGGAGGCCUGCCGCUGCCCGAGGUCACCAUCGCGGAGGUGCUGAAGGCCCAAGGCUACGCCCCAGCCAUGGUUGGCAAGGGGCACCUUGGAGGGGCGCAGGUGGCUGCAGACCGGGGAGAGAGGUGCUGGAGGGGACAGCCCAUCUCAGAGGCACUGGGCCCCUGCCAGAAUCUCACCUGCUUCCCGCCUGACAUCAAGUGCUUUGGGACCUGUGACCAGGGCUUAGUGCCAGUCCCGCUGAUCUGGAACCAGAGCAUCGUGCAGCAGCCGGUCUCCUUCCCUGAUCUGGUGCCACUCUACAACAAGUUCUCCCGGGACUUCAUCGCCGACUGCGCGCGACAAGGCCUCCCCUUCCUGCUCUACUACGCCUCCCAUCACACACACUACCCCCAGUUCGCAAGCCGGGAGUACGCAGGGCAGUCGCGGCGUGGGCCGUUUGGUGAUGCGCUCUCGGAGUUCGAUGGGUCGGUGGGACAGCUGCUGCAGGCGCUGCAGGAAAAUGGUCUUGCAAACACAACCUUGGUGUUUUUCACCUCUGACAACGGCCCCUCCACCAUGCGGAUGGCACACGGGGGCAGUUCUGGCCUCCUGAAGUGUGGGAAGGGCACAACGUACGAAGGUGGCAUGCGGGAACCAGCCAUGGCGUAUUGGCCAGGCCGCAUCGCUCCAGGAGUGACGCAUGAGCUGGCGAGCACCCUGGACAUCCUGCCCACCCUGGCUGGCCUGGCUGGAGCAGCUCUGCCCAGAGUCACCCUGGAUGGCUACGACCUGAGUCCAGUGCUGUUUGGGGCUGGGAAGAGUCCCCGCCAGGUGAUGUUCUUCUACCCGCCGUCCCCUGACCCGCUGCACGGCCCCUUCGCCGUCAGGCUUGGCAAGUACAAGGCCCAUUUCUUCACACAAGGUUCCUUUCACAGCGAUACGACCCCAGACCAGGCCUGCCACGGGCUGACUCCCCUGCCUCACUUGCCCCCGCUGCUCUUCGACCUGGAGUCAGACCCUGCUGAGAACUAUGAUCUGCUGCAGAGCAGCGCAGAGCCAGAGUUGCUGCAGGUGCUGCAGGAGAUCAAACUGCAGAAAGUGCUCUUUGAGCAGCGCAUGGAGUUUGGGGAGAGCCAGAUCAGAAAGGGCAGGGAUCCCGCCCUGCAGCCCUGCUGCGUGCCAAACUGCACCCCUAAGCCUUCCUGCU
This is a messenger RNA of Mesitornis unicolor (brown roatelo), 1259 nucleotides long. Its product is annotated as arylsulfatase A-like. Gene Ontology annotation, molecular function: arylsulfatase activity. The record is from RefSeq and is a predicted model, not a curated record. Lineage: Eukaryota; Metazoa; Chordata; Aves; Mesitornithiformes; Mesitornithidae.